AUGAAAACUAACUUUGGAAGUUUGAGCCCUGUGAAGGUAGGUCAGCCUGUUAAAAGCUUACCUGUGGUUGCAAAACACUGUUCUGUGUGUUCUUUCCGCAGCGUUUGGCCACCUGUGGAAGUUCGUGAGGAGAUUCCACCAAAAAAGCCAAAAUCAGACUACACCAUCUCUGAGCAUAAAGAGAAAGUUGAAGAAGUUUCUCCUGUGGUGAAGUUGCCAGCCAAGGCAACAAGUGAAUGCCAGAAGGCUUCAGUCAGCCAUGCCGCUCCAAUUACAGAGGCUGCAGAAGAGACUCAGUCCACUUCUUCUGACCCUUCAUCUAAAAGACCAACAGGUUCUGCACUAGAAGUAGAAAUGCUACGAGUUGAUAAAAUGCCUUGUGGAACCAAUACUUGCUUGAAUAAGGAAACACUGUCCCUCUCUCCUAAGACAGUUCCAUGUCUGAGGUAAAACAGAAAUGACAACCACCACAUCAAACCUGCUCCAGACGGCAUCUUAACACUGAGGCCACCCCUUAAAGAGUGCACUGUGCCAGAAUCCAUGACUUCAGGAGUCGGCAAAACGAGGAGGUUUUUCUGUGCUGCUGAAGAGGAUGUUCAGCGCAGAGAAAAGGAGAAAUACAAACAGCUCUUGGAACUAGUAAAGGAAAAAUAUCCUAAAAGCUGCCGUAGUCCACAGCCGACAAGCUACCACAAUGUUCAAGCCUUCUCCAAGGAACCAGCAACGACUGAGAGUCACUUGGAAGAACAAAAAUACGGAGAUGUCUAUCCAUGUGUGACACUAAGGACCGAUAUCAAAUGUGCGGAUGUUCACAGCCCACAAUGGUCUCGGAGAAGUGAUGUGGCCAGGUACUGCACACCAGCAGAAAACUCUCAUGAACAGGGAAGACCAGUGAAACAAGCCAUUGCAGGGAGACAGUAUGGAGCUGAAACUGCAGAAGAGAUGUUAUUCCAAUUACGUCUGGGAGCUGUUCUGUCCAGAAAGUCGUCUGCCCUUGGUGUGGAAGAAAAGAAAUUCCCAAGCUCAGAAAAAACAGUAGAACACUUUUCUCCACUCACAGAGGCCAUGGAGAGAGAGGUCAUUGCCGCACUUGGCAAAGGUGAGCCAGAUGAGAUCAUGAGCAGUGCCUUCAAACUGAAGAUUACUCGUCAGGACAUCAACACUCUAAGGAACCUUCGCUGGCUAAAUGAUGAGGUCAUUAACUUCUACAUGAAUCUUCUGGUGGAAAGAAAUAAGAAGGAAGGAUAUCCAUCAGUCCAUGCUUUUAGUACUUUUUUUUAUCCCAAACUAAUUUCUGGGGGCUACAAAGCAGUAAGAAGAUGGACCACCGGCGUGGAUCUCUUCAAGCGGGACCUUAUCUUAGUGCCCAUUCACUUGAGAGUGCACUGGGCACUAGUGGUCAUAGAUGUCAGAAAGAAGACCAUCAAAUACUUUGACUCAACGGCACAAAAAGGGGAAGCGAUUUGUGAAGCUUUGUUCCAAUACUUGCAAGAAGAAAGCCGGGAAAAAAGAAAUCUGGACCUGACUUUUUCAGAGUGGACUCUUCACAGCAUGAAGUCACAUGAAAUCCCUCAGCAAUUGAAUGGAAGCGACUGCGGGGUUUUUAUUUGCAAAUACGCGGAUUAUAUCUCCAGAGACAAGCCGAUAACCUUUACACAGAAUCACAUGCCUUACUUCCGCAGGAGGAUGGUGUGGGAAAUAAUCCAUCAGCAGCUGCUGUGA
Cariama cristata (Red-legged seriema) is the source of this 1722-nucleotide messenger RNA. It is a transcript of the gene SENP2, whose product is annotated as SUMO1/sentrin/SMT3 specific peptidase 2. The record is from RefSeq and is a predicted model, not a curated record. Gene Ontology annotation, biological process: protein desumoylation. NCBI's taxonomy places the organism in Eukaryota, Metazoa, Chordata, Aves, Cariamiformes, Cariamidae. Gene Ontology annotation, cellular component: nucleus. Gene Ontology annotation, molecular function: deSUMOylase activity. The transcript is spliced from 16 exons.